ACGGCAUAUAGUUCGCACUAUCACCAUCGUUCGUCCUUACCUGUCUAGGUGCUACCGACCUAGCAUGUCCUCGCAUGAUUUACUCGCGGACCUUUCUUUGUCCCCAACAUGCCACGCCUAGAUUCUUCCAGCUGCUUCUCGGGUUGCAAGUCGGGUUCUGUUGCGGAGACACCAAAGAAAGAAAAAUCCCAACAGCUGGCAUGUGACAGAUGUCGAGGUCAGAAGCUCCGAUGCAUACGGAGCUCGAAUUCCAAGGCCCCUUGCGAAAGGUGCCAGAAAGCCGGUGCAACAUGUAUCAUCGAUACCGGGGUACGGAUGGGUAGACCGAGACGGGCAGACAAGGAGCAGUCCCGAGAGAGCAGCGACAGUGCUCACAACCCAUCCCAACCCACGCGAUCAUCACCUCUUCCCAACGCUUUAUCUCAAACAAGAACCGCUGUCGACUUUACCAUGGACAGCGACGCUUGGCUGGUACAUGAUCUCGACGAUACUCCGAUUGACCCAACGUUACAAAGUGUCACGGUCCAAUAUCUGGACCCUUUCGACUUUGCACUCGCUGGGGAUGCCACGCUCGAAGCCGAUUCGAUGAACCUACCGACCGAACAUUUCCUCCUUUCAACUAUGGAUCAUUCCGCGGACCAGUCUAUCUCAGCUCUCACCGAAGCCGAAAGAGCUGCAAUCGAUUCUACCGAGCCACUUAACGGCCACAGCUGCUUUUCGUCAAUGCGCCAAGAGACGAUGCAAGAGCUGUCGGACUUGAACAUGCAGUUGUCCCGACAAUUGGGCGCAGCAACCGGAUCUGCUAACACCCAUGCAAGUUUGGGUUUGACAGCUUUGGCUACACCACCGGCGGAGAACCGUACUCUCUGCGACACUGUCGUCUUUAUGAUGCAAAGCCUUCAUACCUACCACAGGCUGCUCGUCGACAUCGUCGGACCCAAUCACUCGGCUAUCUACGACUCAAAUAACAACCGCCAGUCUAGCGUUGUAACUAGCAGCUGGCUGAGCCCAAUCGAGGGGGUGGAGAUUGACGAAUCAGGAGGUCGCAUGUCUGAGAUGACAGGCCGAUCGCCGCUGAAAAGACGUCGAACAGAUAGCAGUGUUGACUUCACUCUAGUGCACGACUCGUCUCACAGCACUAGUGUUGACAUGCCUACAAGUCUUCUACUACUAUCUUGUCACACAAACCUUCUAAACCUCUGUCGAAAUACAUUUUCCGCCAUUCGAGCUGCGUUACUCGCCACACGCCGCCAGAUCAAUCUCUUCACGAUCUCGUUCCUCAACAUAGUUGACGUCUCCUUACCUCCCGAUCCGGAGCUGCAGAUCAUUGUCCUUAUUCAAGCUGUAAUUAGAAUGGUGGAUAGAAUUGGCCGUUUACUAGGCUACCCGAAUGAACGCGAGGGUGGCUCAGAUGGCGAUGGAUGCGAGAGCGAUACUCGCAGCAGUGUCAUCCCCCGGCACCUCCUGGAGCUGAUGCUGAAAAGCGAAGGAUGCGGAAAUGGCUCGGCAGAUAGAGCUGGGACUAAAGCGCUGAAGGAGGAGAUCCGAGGACUACAUGAGCUCGUAUACAAGCCAGUGUGAAGGAUGUCGAUGUGUGACAGCAUCGAGCGGCGUUGCGAGCAAAUAGAUCCUCAUACAUAUCGUUAAUAAGACAAUAGAUGUAUAAUCACCUAGUAGAAAGCUGACGAGUUGACUUCUUCGGCACUGAGUCUGGGCAAGAUACUCCUUCAGAACUCUAAUGCGCCUCCAGCUUAGUGAACACACACCACACUCGCAAG
Alternaria rosae is the source of this 1778-nucleotide messenger RNA. RefSeq lists its product as uncharacterized. The coding region runs from base 109 to 1581 and encodes 490 amino acids. The record is from RefSeq and is a predicted model, not a curated record. Gene Ontology annotation, biological process: regulation of DNA-templated transcription. Gene Ontology annotation, molecular function: zinc ion binding; DNA-binding transcription factor activity, RNA polymerase II-specific. The transcript has a single exon. Lineage: Eukaryota; Fungi; Ascomycota; Dothideomycetes; Pleosporales; Pleosporaceae.